AGUUGCCCUGGGUUGUGAGAACGGGGAGAAGCCGUGGCCUAGAUCCCUGGUGUUUCCGCCCCGCAGCGACCCCAGUUCAGAGCAGAUUAUGUAAGGAAGGGGGUCCAGGUUUGAAAUCACGUUCCCGUCUGGUCUUGGCAAUCCUCAUGCCGCGCUGUCUGUUGGCGCAUUCGCAGGGCCACUGCAGUGGACAUUCUGAUGACAACCCUCCACUCCACUGUAAAUUGCACGUCGCCGUUGCUACUUGCUGCUUGCUACCAAACCUUGAACCCGCCUUGCGAAGAGCAAGAAGCCGUCGCCUGCACAUAUCUAAGGUGAUGCACCGCCCAAGAUGAAACUCGCCAACAUCCUUCGUCUGCCAGCGCUGCUGGCGGCAACGCUUCUGGCGCCGGUAGCCCUAGUCGGCGCCGAGCACACCAGCAACUGGGCUGUGCUUGUCUGCACAUCGCGCUUCUGGUUCAACUAUCGGCACUUGGCCAACGUGCUUUCCAUCUACCGUACCGUGAAGCGACUCGGCAUCCCCGACUCUCAGAUUAUCCUCAUGCUCCCCGACGACAUGGCGUGCAACCCACGCAACGCCUUCCCUGGCACCGUCUACUCCAACGCGGACCGCGCUGUCGAUCUCUACGGCGACAACAUCGAAGUCGACUACCGCGGAUACGAAGUGACGGUCGAGAACUUCAUCCGCCUCCUUACGGACCGCGUGGGCGACGAGAUGCCGCGGAGCAAGAGGCUGUUGACUGACGACCGGAGCAACAUCCUCGUGUACAUGACGGGCCAUGGAGGAAACGAAUUCCUCAAGUUCCAGGAUGCCGAGGAAAUUGGGGCAUUCGAUCUGGCCGAUGCGUUCGAGCAGAUGUGGGAGAAGAAGAGGUACCACGAGAUACUCUUCAUGAUCGACACAUGUCAGGCAAAUACCAUGUACAGCAAACUGUACUCGCCAAACAUUAUCGCCACUGGCUCGUCGGAGCUCGACCAAUCGUCGUACUCGCACCACGCCGACAACGAUGUGGGCGUGGCAGUCAUCGACCGAUACACAUACUAUAACCUAGAAAUGCUAGAGAUGGAAGUCCGGGACACUAGCAGUAAGAAGACGGUGGGUGAUCUAUUUGACAGCUACACCUACGAGAAGAUACACUCCCACGCUGGGGUGCGGUAUGAUCUGUUUCCAGGCGGGGAGCAAGCCGCGCGGAGCCGGCUCGUGACAGAUUUCUUCGGCAACGUGCAAAACGUCGAGAUUGACGGAUCAAAGAACGCGGCUCUCGAGGAGGAUAUGCUCUCUCUGAGCAGGGCCAUUGCUGCACUCCGGCAACGGGCUGAGGAGGAGGAUGCGGCACAGAAGAACACGACAAGUACCGCCAAGAGUAUAGGGGUGGAUGAGGUGCCUGGCAUCCGCGAAACUGCAUUCGGCCAGGAAGGUUUCGGGCAAAAGUGUAAGUUCGGAAUUUGGGUCAAGAUGAGCGCCAACGUACCGAAACAAAAGUACCUGCCACUGCGCGAGAUCACUCUGAGUUCGCGGCCACUAGUCAAGCGCGGCAUCGCCUUCUCAUGCGACGGCGAGCUGGCCGUUGCAGCGGAUGACUCGGUUCACGUCUUUGUCCCGGAAUUUCCAGACCUCACCAAGCGCAGGGAGGGGAUAACGAAGCUGAUGGAUGGCCGGCCAAGCGGCAGUAGAACCGAUGGCGCUGAAGUACAUGAUACCGACGGGAACUCUCCAGAGGAAGACGAGGACCUCAACUUUAACGACAACCGCAAUAACAAACGCCACCAGUAUUCCGAGGGGAGCAAGCAUAUGCCGGUAUCAUUUCCACCAUUAGACCCGCGCGUCAACAGAGAGCUUUUCACCACAGCUCGUAUCCCUUUCCCAUACGAUCCGACUGGCGGCCAAGAUGAUAGCCUCGAAGACGACGAAGACGAAGAUGUCGACUACGAUGCUGAAGAGAAGUACUCGGACCAGAACGACUCCGACUCGGGGGACGGCUACGGGGCUACACCGGCCGACAAGCGCCCUUUUGGCGCCGGAUAUGGUCCGUUAACUGGCGUCGGUAGCACCAUGAACCACGUUGUACGCAUGUCAUGGUCUCCGUCCGGCCUCGGCAUCAAUCGCCGUCCCAUUCUAGCUGUCAUGACGGCCGCCGGAUCGGUCGCCAUGUACGGAGAUAAUAGCGCAGCAGCCAACAUCCCGCCGCGCGCUAACGGGAACAUGCUUAAGCGGCGCGAACUUAGCUCUUGGGUUGUGCUCUGGGGCGUAGGCGAGAGGCUCAUUGUGCCAGGGCAGCAAGCCAAGACCGCCGAGAAUAUCCAGGGAUUUGCAUGGUCUUACGCAUAUGGGCCUGGCCAGGUCCUGCUAGCGACCAUCAACGACCUAAAGGAAGUGGCCAUCAUCAGCGUCCAGACCGUUUUUGUGGCAGAGACGACCCUAGACGAGAACAAUGCCCCAAGAGUGGCAGAGCGCCGUGAAAACCUGGUGUGGCAGGUACAAGAAGUAGCACGCUUCGAGGCCAAGGGACCGCACCCCCCAAGGAACAUCAUGGACCCAGACUGGGUCCCUUGCGGAACUUCGUUUGGGCUGAGCUGGAGUCCAAUGGCGCAGCGCACUUGCGUAAUCUCGUUUAUCGACAGAAACUACGUUGGUUUCAGGAAUAUUGUUUUCAAAACACCAUGGAUCAGAGGGGAGCUCCCAAAGCUGGAUAUUUCCAGCCGUGAUGUCUAUGGCAAGUGCAUCCAUAUGUCUACGGACGCGUUUGUCGAGUUUGAGGAUACUGUUAGUCUACUCCACCAAAUGUUUUACCCCUUCUGUUCUGUACCAUCUCGAUUCUCGAUUAAUAUGGCAAAGGUCUGGCCCUUGGGUACUUCCGCUCUUUGCCGCGGAUUAAUCGUCACUGGUUUUCACGUUAAACCCUUUGAAGUUUCACUUACUGGCACUCCACACUCUCAACAGGCACCACAUAGCCCAAAGGAAUGCGGGACAACUUAUCUAGACGAGACCGCCGACAAACCAUCGCAUAAUCCCAUUAUAGACCUUUUCAUCCACCCUCCAGAUCCAAGCAAGCCAACCUCUGUGCCUCUCUACACCCUCGCCCGGUUGUCCGCCACUACUACUAACCAGGACUGGUACGAGACCAACGCACCGCAUGAUGAAGACUCCGAGACUGGCGACCCCACAAUACCGCAAUGGGCGCGGGAUAUAUCGGACAAGCUUCAGAUUUCUAUUCCCGCCGAUAUGCGGUUCAAGCGGAGAUAUGGCGGUGACAGCGAGUCGGACGUGGGUUCUGCGAGUGACAACUCGGACGCCGACAUGGAAGGCUUCGAUGUUGAUGAAUCUGAUGAAGACGAUGACGAAGACGACGACGCGGAUACCACCGCUACCAGCACCGUGCCGGAGAUUCACCCCCAUCGUUUUCGUCUUCAUGGGCUCGCGGCGUCCCCCGGCGCUGGCGUCAGUGUAGUGCUUGUCAGCACACACAGCACCCAGAAUCCCGAGCGAGGCGGGUGGCACACAGUACGAUCGGCGGUCAUGUUUGGCUACAAGCCGCCACCGCAGCCUACCCUAGCCGACCAAGGCAGCGAAGAAGCUCCGUCACCAGGCUCAGCUGACCCAACUCCCCGUCCGCAAACCCUUACCACCGAGGCACGGCUGUUCGAAUGGCUCUACGGCGGCGGACCCGAGGUGCCGGGCGUGACCGUGAGCAACCGCCAAGUAACUAGCGCCGAAGACAGCUGCCGGUGGCAGGCUGGGGAAGUGGCACGGCAGGCAGAGCUGCUGCGUAUCCGCAACAUGUUCCAGCCGGCGAUCGAACGGCAGACAUGCGACCUGUGCGGGUCUAAGAUGGCGCAGAGUUCUUCUGCAAACGCAGCGGGCCGAGGCCCGAGGCCGCUCAGCGGAUGCGAAAACGGCCACUUCUUUGACAUCUGCGCGACCAGUGGGCUAGCCAUCCAGAUGCCGGGUACUACCCGUAGCUGCGGCGCCUGCGGGCAGCGCACAAUGCGUGCCGAAAUUCUCGCGGAGAAGAUCCCUGAGAGGUGGAAGGAUAUCAUGGCCGAGGUCGGUGACGGCGUGUGUGGAGGCUGUGGGGGCAAGUUCUUGAACUGAGCGGCCGGGGCUCAAACAGGGCCGUUCAUGGUGGAGGAAAGAGAACAAAGGGCUGUAUCCUCUGCGGCUUCGAAAGUGUUUGUUUGUAUAUGCAUUUUAGAUUCAGCAAUAGCGUGCAUUAGGGAUAGCAGGACGGUUUACUAGGUAGUCUUUAGGCCCCGCGGCAAGAAGGUGGCGGGAAAUUUCAGGGUUACCUACACGAUCCAUUGUAGCAUCACAAUGAAGUUGUACUCACC
Molecule: messenger RNA, 4329 nt
Organism: Lasiosphaeria miniovina
Lineage: Eukaryota; Fungi; Ascomycota; Sordariomycetes; Sordariales; Lasiosphaeriaceae
Product: peptidase C13 family-domain-containing protein
Exons: 7
Coding region: 332-4093 (1253 amino acids)
Biological process (GO): proteolysis; attachment of GPI anchor to protein
Cellular component (GO): GPI-anchor transamidase complex
Molecular function (GO): GPI-anchor transamidase activity
Source: RefSeq, a predicted model, not a curated record